GUGUGCGUUCAAAAUAACUCUGCGCCUUUAAGGGAGCUUUGCAUUCCAACAAGUGGAGAGUGAGCGCGAGCGUUUGCGUUGGCCAACACUUCCACUGAUUGUUGCCAAUGCGCCCUGCGCGCGUGCAGUACUACGCUGCUUAGAGGAGUGAGGUGAACUCUCCCUUUCAGAGCAGCCGCACAGGUGCAUUCGGGAGGCAGGGAUCGAAGACGCCUUUUCUUUUCUAAAACAACAACAACAACUAAUUGUCGGACCAGUUGCGUAAAACGGAGCGACACUGCGAGCCGCGGAAACAGGUGCGCUGCACGCACUCUUUAUUUGACGGAGCCCUUAAGUCAUGCGCGCUUAUUGAUGAAAAGUUAAUUCACGCUUACUAAGACACAGACAACGGGAGAACCUGCACCUGAUAGAGCGCGCGCUUCGCUGCUCAUUAGUUACUCGUUGCACGUUCGCACGGGGAAUAAGCGAUCAUAAUGUCGAGGAAAAAAGCGGUCAACGGAAAGGUGGGUUCAAAUGCACCGAGCUCAUCUCCGAACAGCGAUAAAGAGAAGGGUAAGAAAGUCCCGACCCAGUCCAACGGAGUGGUGCAUCCCAGCAGACCCUCUCUCAGCAGCAGCGGGGAAUUCUACGACAUCACCUUCAAGGUAAUGCUGGUUGGUGACUCUGGGGUGGGGAAAACUUGUCUGCUGGUUCGCUUUAAAGACGGAGCGUUUCUGGCUGGGAGCUUCAUCUCAACAGUCGGUAUAGACUUCAGGAAUAAGGUGAUGAGCAUUGAUGGUGUGAGAGUUAAACUACAGAUCUGGGACACGGCGGGACAGGAGAGAUUCAGGAGUGUGACGCACGCCUACUACCGAGACGCUCACGCUCUUUUGCUGCUGUACGAUGUGACAAAUAAAGCGUCUUUUGACAGCAUACAGCAGCAAAGAGAGUGUUAUGAGCCUCCUGGUGCAGCCUUGAAGCAGGUGGUCUGUAAGAUUGCACGCUGCAGUCACAUAACGCUCACUUGGUAUUCAUCUCUUCCUCAUCUGGCUCCCUCGCUCUUGCUCUGGGCUCCUGGAUCUUGUGUUGUGAAUGUCUCUCUCGAGUUUGGCGUUCCCUUCAUGGAGACCAGUGCUAAAUCAGGCCUGAAUGUGGAGUUGGCCUUCACUGCUGUGGCCAAGGAACUGAAGCACAGGGAGAUGAAGGAGCCUAACGAG
Molecule: messenger RNA, 1196 nt
Organism: Sinocyclocheilus grahami
Lineage: Eukaryota; Metazoa; Chordata; Actinopteri; Cypriniformes; Cyprinidae
Product: ras-related protein Rab-26-like
Exons: 9
Molecular function (GO): GTPase activity; GTP binding
Source: RefSeq, a predicted model, not a curated record